Ixodes scapularis (black-legged tick) is the source of this 3098-nucleotide messenger RNA. It is a transcript of the gene Fbxo42, whose product is annotated as F-box only protein 42. The transcript has 12 exons. The record is from RefSeq and is a predicted model, not a curated record. The coding region runs from base 569 to 2323 and encodes 584 amino acids. Lineage: Eukaryota; Metazoa; Arthropoda; Arachnida; Ixodida; Ixodidae. Gene Ontology annotation, molecular function: protein binding.
GCCUCCCGCCGUUGACCCAGGCAAGUUUCUUGGCCUUAUUUUUUACAGAAAGAGAACUACGCUUUGUAAUUCUACAAGAAAAAACCGACCUAUGAAAUACACCUUUGACGAAAAGUUUGAGGGGCUACGGGCAGGCGUCGAUUUUUACGGUCCAUUUUAGAUCGAGCCUGGCGACUUUAGCCACCCUAUACUUCUGCCACCUAUUUCCGCAAAAAACUACGGUUUUCGCAUCGCCGUUGGCUCUUGGCACACCUCCCACCUACCUCCCACAGUCGCAAGAUCUGAAAAAUCCAACGAGGUAGGAAAAAUCGUCAAAUAUCAACUUUUACAUGGAAUGCCAAAAAUUGGAGUCCCGCGCGGGAAGACAAACGGGCUGUCAGCAGCGGCAAAAAUAAGUCGAAUAGCUUUGGGUUGGCAACGGCGGCAUACACCAGCGGGCUCGCGUCGGUAGUUCGUCCCCCAGCAACUUUUUACCUAGGUCCCGGUUGCGGUGCUUGUGGGCUUCAUUCGAUAUGUUUGUUUAAUUUAGAAAAAAUUAGCCCCAUAAAAUCACGGCGGAGGGCUGAAGAUGGGCACAGCUUGCAUAGACGACCUGCCGGACGUAGUGAUCGAAUACAUUUUUUGCUACCUGUCACCGUACAGAGACUUCAAAUCCUGCCAGCUAGUCAACAAAGCCUGGUAUGCUCACGCUCAAGAGGCAGUACGCAAGAUUCGAAGAGACUUCCUCAAUGCGGUGUCCAUGCAAAGUGUUGCAUGGAGUCGCAAGCCAAUGGAGCCAGGCCCAACCAUCUCCAAGCGGUACUCACACAGUGCCUGCAUACUGGGGGACUCCAUGUAUGUCUUUGGUGGCUGCACCACUGCCAACACAACCUUCAACGACCUCUGGCGACUUGACCUGGCUACCAGGCGCUGGAUACGACCUCUGACCAUGGGCACCUAUCCUCCGCCAAAGGCGUGUGCGUCACUUGUGGCCUACAAAGAAAACUUGCUCCUCUUCGGUGGCUGGACCCAUACGUCACCCUACCCGCUUCACCAAACAUGGCGCAUAUUCCGGCACCUGCACGUGUAUAACUCCACGGCCAAUCGGUGGACCCAAGUCAGCACAGUGGGGGGUUGCCCGUCGAUGGCUGGCCAUUCGGCCACCAUGCAGGGAACUCUGAUGGCGGUCUUUGGCGGCCUGCACUGCGUCAACCCCGUGGGACCCUUCUCCAGUUCUAACGAUGUGUGGGUGCUGGACCUUCAGACAUACAUGUGGUCCAAACAAAACACAACCACGCCCAAGCCCUGGCCUCGUUACGGGCACUCACAGAUUUCUCUGGAUGAGAAACACAUGCUCAUUGUUGGUGGCUGCGGUGGUCCUAACAUGCUCUUGAACGAUGUCUGGCUUUUGGAAAUUCCGGAUGAGCCCAACAGGUCUUGGAUAUGGAAAGAGGUCACCGUAACAAAUCGGGAAUGUGCAGCACCCCAACUGUCGUUUCAUCCUGCUUGCAAGGUGGGCGACCGUGUGGUGGUGCUGAGCAAGGCGCAGAGGGCGUAUGCCACGCCCUCGGGUCUGCACCCUGCAGGGAUGCUGCGCGUGCGACCCCCAUCACGUACCUGGGUGCCACCCCGACCCGACGCUCAGUCCAGGUCUCGACCGAGCUCCAGCCACCAGCAGCCGCAGCAGCGAGAGACGUGCGUGAAUGGGACGAGAGGCGUGCUCAAGAGGCCCCUGGAGGGCUCCUCCCCUAGUUCCCUUUCAUCGUCGGGGCCAUCCUCGUCCGGUGCUUGCCCCUCCGAUGCAGCUCGGGCAGGUACAUCCGCCGCCGGCAGUUCGAGCGGCGAGGAGGACGAGGAAGGGAGCGAGGGCGGUCCCAGUCGGCUGCCCAAGAAGACCGCCCUGUCAAGGGAAGAGGCGGGCUCGCGCCCCUCGGUCAAGCCCAACGCGCGACAGAACCGGCAGCGGCAGCUCGAGCUCCUGGAUCGGAUGGAGCAGCGACUCAAGGCUCUCAGGGCAGGAGACGUCCAGCGCGAGGUGCCCGCCCCGCUGCGACGGCGCCCAGCCACGGCGGCGUGCCCCAUGCGGCUGUAUGUGCUGGACGUGCGGCAGGCGGCCCGAGAGGCCCGGGCGGCCUGGCUGCCCCUGCAGCCCCACGGUGGAGGGGGCGCCACCUCCAUGGUGGAGGAGGUCAUCCUCUACUCCCUCGUGCUGGGGCGCGGGGAGCUGGUGCUCUUCGGUGGCAUUCAGAAAGACCUUGCAAACAGGCAGGAAGACACAGAUGCCAUGUCUGAAGUCGUCUCCAGCUCGCUACACUUCAUCACAUGCAAGAAGGAUGUCAUUUGAUGGAACUGGCAGCAUAACCAGUCGCCUUGUCAAGAUGGAGCCGUGCCUCAGCCCCAUGUUCCAAUUGAACGCUGCUCAAAUUUCUUUGGAAAGAGAAAUUCACAGGGAACUGCACUCAGGAUAUGUGCGCUCGUGACGACAGCGCAUGAAGCACGGGCUUUACGCUCCUAUUGCAAGAACGUUCAAUGCCCAGACACUUAGACGAUUUAAAAGGAACACUGGGCAGGACGUCACCAAAAUCUGCGUGGGAUAACGGCGUUCCUUUGCUCCCUGCAUGUUCUUCCCCGGUACGUUUUAUCUUGAGGAAACAUGCAAAAAUGCUCUACCUCGGACAAAUACUUCUUUUUCUCUCUCUGGAAAAAGUUACAGAAAAGCUAUCGACCAAAGUUUCUCUCGUGUUUAUUCCUUUUUAAUGGUUCUAAAAUGGUUCGCUGCCACUGAUGAAAAUUCUAUACACUAACUAGUAACUCAACAUAUUGCACGUUUGCUGUGUGCGUCGGUAUGCUGGAUGAGCGACAGAAUGAGCUGCCUUGUGCAGCUUGUUCCUUCACUAUUAGGACUUUGAGGUUGUAUUUCGGAAGACAAAGGUGAUGUCCUCUUCUGCUGCGGCCAAGUGUGGAUCCUGGAAAAAGAGCCACAGCAAGUGUUUUCCUUUUUGGACAGUUGUUUUUCUGUUAUGUGUGUGCGUGCUGAUUACUUUAUUCACUCUGUUUGAGCGUGUUGAGUGUUUUUGACAAGCAAUAGACGAGAAAAUAGAUCUGAUGAAGACACACUG